AUGGUCGCCGCAGAGAGCCCAAAGAGCAGCUCUGAAGGUGCUUCACGCAUCAUCAUGGCUUCUGAUGGAGAGAAAGGCCAGGCAAGACUGUCACCUGCGAGUGAUGAGGAACCUACGCUGGAGGUUCAGAAGGAGUUCGUCAUGGAUUCUGGAGCUGUUGCAUGGCUUCAGGUUCUCGGCAGCUGGAUUCUGUUCGCUAAUACUUGGGGCCUCAGCAACUCCUUCGGCGUCUUUCAAGCCUACUACUCCAACACCCUGCUCCCAGACACCAACCCCUCGACCAUCGCCUGGAUCGGCUCCAUUCAGAUCUUCCUCAUGAUGCUCAUCGGCGUAUGCGCCGGCUGGCUGCUGGAUGCGGGCUACCUACGCUUCAUCCUGAUCUGCGGCACCACCAUGACCUCCCUCGGCCUCUUCAUGCUCAGCCUGUGCACCACGUACUGGCAGAUCCUGUUGGCGCAGGCGUUCUGUGUCGGCACCGGCAGCGGUUUGCUGGGGCUUACCUGUGUUGCGGUGAUCCCGCUUUACUUUCGGAGGCGGAGGAUGGUCGCGACAGGUAUUGCUGCCACCGGAAGCAGUCUAGCGGGUAUCGUGUAUCCCAUCAUGGAGAGGCGCCUCAUCGCCUCCAUCGGGUUUUCUUGGGCCGUUAGAGUCUUUGCCUUUAUCGUUACGGCAAGUUUGCUAGUUUGCAUUGCCGUUAUGAGACUCAGGCCGAACCUGAAGCGUCGUGGUGCCCUCUUCCGCUUGAAGCAUUUUCAUGACGUGCCUUACGUUACGUUUUGCAUUGCCUUCGCCCUCAUGAUAGGGUCCGUGUACGUUCCAUUCUUCUACAUAGACGCAUACGCCAUCCGGCUAGGCGUCGACGAAGACACGUCCUUUUACAUCCUCAGCGCCAUGAACGCCGCGAGCCUCUUUGGGCGCCUCGCGCCCAACUGGCUCGCGGACAAGCACGGCGGAAUGAGCAUCAUGAUACCCUGCUGCUUCGGGUCCGCCGUCGUCCUCUUUCUCUUCCGCUUCGCGCAAAACUUGCCGGGCUUGAUUGCCAUAUCCAUCGUGUACGGCUUUGUUUCCGGAGGGAUGGUGUCCUUGCCGCCUGCCACCAUCGCGAACUUGACGGACGACUUGUCCGAGUACGGGACGAGGAUGGGUAUGGGAUACACGAUUGCGAGUUUCGGCGCCUUGAUUGGAAAUCCCAUUGGGGGAGCCGCGCAGAAGCCUCGAGGAGACUCGGCUGCGGAGGUUCAGAGGGAGUUUCAGGGGACUUGGAUAUUUGCGGGAGGAUUUAUGCUGGCUGCUGUGAUUUCGAUGGUUGUUUCAAAGUAUUUGCGAGUUGGGUCGGUUUUUCGAGGGAAGUGUUAG
This is a messenger RNA of Colletotrichum truncatum, 1356 nucleotides long. NCBI's taxonomy places the organism in Eukaryota, Fungi, Ascomycota, Sordariomycetes, Glomerellales, Glomerellaceae. The record is from RefSeq and is a predicted model, not a curated record.